UCCUUUCCGUUCUUAGCAAUGUAUGUCAAUAGGAACCUCAUUAGUGCUCUAGAGGUCAACUUUACCACGACUGGCCCGGCUAGUUUACAGUUGAGUGAGGCAGUGGACGGGGCAGACGUGGUCGAUGUGGCGAGGCGAGUGUACCAAUACCACCUGGGGAAAGGACUCAACAUGGAUGAGGAUCACAGUGAAGCCCUCACACAGCUGUUCAGCAAUGUGCAUUUCAUGGUGGAUCAUGACCUUGUGACGAAGAACCACAUCCAUCACGCCAGCCACCACAACACUUACCGCUAUGAGUUCCGCUACAGAGGUGAAUUCUCCCUCAGCGACGACUUGGAUUCCCACGUCGGUAAACACUGGGUGCCGCAUGCAGAUGAUUUGCUCUACUUGUUCCAAGCGGGAGAGCUUCUCGGUCCUUCAAAGCAAAUCCAGCAGCUCAACACACCAGAGGACCUAAGAAUGAGAGAUAUUAUGUCCACACUCUGGACCAACUUCGCCGCCACAGGGAAUCCAACUCCUGACGAUUCUCUUGGGUUCACAUGGGAGCCCUCCACUGAAAACAGCUUCCAGUACCUCGCACUCAACCUCAAACCUACCAUAGAGGCCGACCAGAGGCAAGAGGUGAGGAAGUUCUUCGCAUCUCUCCCCGUGAGGAUGUACCGUAUCCUGCAUCCUGACGGGAUCCCUCAGGAUGACAUCCUUCAACAUGAGGAUUCGAGAAGUGCACUACAAGAUGAACUCUAGGACAGAAGGAUACGCUAUAUACGUUUCCAAGAGUUGAGGGAGUGUGUACAGGAAUUUCUAGAUGCUUUAC
Molecule: messenger RNA, 814 nt
Organism: Cherax quadricarinatus
Lineage: Eukaryota; Metazoa; Arthropoda; Malacostraca; Decapoda; Parastacidae
Source: RefSeq, a predicted model, not a curated record